Messenger RNA from Panicum virgatum (switchgrass), 1146 nucleotides. RefSeq lists its product as uncharacterized. The transcript is spliced from 2 exons. NCBI's taxonomy places the organism in Eukaryota, Viridiplantae, Streptophyta, Magnoliopsida, Poales, Poaceae. The record is from RefSeq and is a predicted model, not a curated record. The coding region runs from base 81 to 1142 and encodes 353 amino acids.
GCUAGAUUUAGGGACUGCGAGGACGACUCCACUGCUCCGCCAGCCGCGACCACUCCCCUCUGUGCCCCACCGGUGGAGGAAUGCAUGAAACAGAGAUCCCCGAUUGGAUCGAUCCGACCAAUGCUUGUAGAGUAGUGAUUGAUGUAUCUUCCUACUCAACUGUUGAGGAGGAUCGAUCCGUGUACAAAAAGGGCAGACGCUUGGAUUGGUGGGUGGAUGCUGAUGAGUACUCCAUCAUUGACAUGGAGAAAGAUGUUUUGGAUCACUUCAGUUGGGGUAGCUAUCAGGAAGCAAACUUUUGGUAUGUGGGUCAGAACAAAGAAACAGUUCGCCUUGGUUCUGACCAAGAGCUUCUAACUUUGCUGCGAGGUUCAAAAAAGGUGGAGUUUAUCAUGACUGUAGAUAGAUGUGUGCAUGUUGACAUGGCUUUGACUGUGACUGAAAUGGAGAAUGAAAGACAAGUGUCAGUUCAAGAAAAUCAUGUGCCAGAUAGAUGUGUGCAUGCUGAUAUGGCUUUGACUGUGACUGCAAUGGAGGAUGAAAGUCAAGUGUCAGUUGAAGAAAAUCAAGUGGCAGAUUUGGAUGGUCUAGAAUGGGCCUUGGAACCUCAACUGGGUGUUACAGCUGCUGGUCCUUCCAGAGUAGUAGAGGAGGGUAACCAUGAUUUGGACCCCGGUGUUGACCAUGAGGGAGAUGAUCCAGUUGGAGCUGAUGAAGAGUGGAGGUAUUUCAAGAAGAAAAUGCAGGUACAGGGAGAAGGAAGUAAUGAGAAAGUGCAGCAAGAAAAAAAGAAAGUGGACAGCAAAAAAUCUGUAACUGAAGACAUUGAUCCUGAGGCUGUGCCAAGUGAUGAGGCCACCAUGUUGCGGGAUGCUCCAUAUGUUCCACACACUACAUAUGACAGAGACAACCCUGAUAUAAAGGAAGGUUCAACAUUUCCUGAUAAAAAGACCUUCAAGCUAAUGAUUCAGCAAUAUGCCAUAAAAAGGGAGUUUCAAACAUUUGUGGAGCAUAGUGAUAAAACAAGAUAUAGGGCACGAUGUGCAGAUUCAGAGUGUGGAUGGAAAGUUCAUGCAAAGAAACUUCGUGGUUGCCCCACUUUCAUGGUAUACUACUAUGCAAGGUUUUUGUUUCAUAAUUAGUUCC